Pleuronectes platessa (European plaice) is the source of this 1374-nucleotide messenger RNA. Its product is annotated as zinc finger protein 385C. The coding region runs from base 1 to 1374 and encodes 457 amino acids. Gene Ontology annotation, molecular function: zinc ion binding; nucleic acid binding. Gene Ontology annotation, cellular component: nucleus. The transcript is spliced from 7 exons. The record is from RefSeq and is a predicted model, not a curated record. NCBI's taxonomy places the organism in Eukaryota, Metazoa, Chordata, Actinopteri, Pleuronectiformes, Pleuronectidae.
AUGUUCUCUUCCCUUUCUGAAGGUGCACUGUCCCAGGGUCAGGUGCACCCCCUCCUGGGAUCCCUGCCUCUGCCGGGUCGACCCCUCCAGGCGCAGGGUCAUGCCCCGCUGGAGCACUUUCUGCCACUGAGGGUCAACGGCUCCUCGCCGCUUAGCCUCUUCCCAAACUUCAACACGAUGGACCCAGUGCAGAAGGCAGUGAUCAACCAUACCUUUGGUGUGACCCCCCCCAAGAAGAAACCCAUCAUCUCCUGUAACAUCUGUCACCUGCGCUUCAACUCCACCACCCAGGCAGAGGCCCACUACAAAGGUCACAAGCAUGCUCGCAAGCUAAAGGCCUUGGAGACCCAGAGGAACCGGCACAAGAACGGACACGGUCCAUCCACAGCGGGAAAAGACCGAGAGAGGGGCAUGAUGGGAGGAGCAGCGGUGCCAAGAGACCUCUCUCUUAUGAAAGACAAAAAAGGCCCAACCUUGUCUUCUCCACCUGCACAGCAGCAAACUGAAAUCACCCUGGGGAGUUCACUGGCAGCCCCCCCUUCAUCUCAACCUUCAGCCUUGGACUCCUUGCUCCGCUCUCCUCAGGUCUCUCCUCAGGUCUCCCCUCAGGUCUCCCCUGGCUCUCAGCUUUCUGAUCUACCCUCGGUGAGUCCACCUGUGGAAGGGUGCAGCCCGGCCACCAUCUCCGCCCCACCCUCUGAUCCUCAGGGAGGCUCCACGGGAGGUGAGGAGGAGGUGGCGAAGGUGGAUGAUGCUAAGGAGGCCAAGAGCAACAAAAACCAACCUAUCCAUUGUCCUACUUGCAAAGUGACGGUCAAUUCCAGCUCCCAGUUGGAAGCUCACUGUAGUGGCUCCAAGCACAAACAGAUGCUGGACGGUCCAAACAGCAGCCAGUCACAACGCAGGGCCAAGAUGACAUCAUCGCCCAGACCCACCAGCAGAAUUAAGCAGCGGAUGGGCAGCAAGACCAGAGCGGUGGUGUGCGUGUCCAGCCAGCCCUUUCACUGUGAACUGUGCCAGAUGUCCGUCAACUCCGAGACACAGCUGAAGCAGCACAUGAGCAGCAGGAGACACAAAGAGCGUUUGGCUGGGAAGCCUGUCAAGACAAAGUUCAGCCCCUAUAAUAAACUACAGCCCAGUGCAAUCUUAGCGACUAAACUGGCCCUACAGAAGCAUCUCUGUAAGGCCCUGCCAGCCGGCUUCCUGACCAGCCACCUCAAUCCAGCUGCCUUUUGCACCAUGGCUCACGGACCCUUGGCACUACGACUGCCGCCAACCAUCUUCCAGGGCCCCCUGAUCAGCCCCACGCUCUUCAGGCCCGCCCCAGGACCUUUGAGGGCCACACAUGCACCCAUAAUCUUCUCUCCUUACUAG